Molecule: messenger RNA, 2510 nt
Organism: Cynara cardunculus var. scolymus (artichoke)
Lineage: Eukaryota; Viridiplantae; Streptophyta; Magnoliopsida; Asterales; Asteraceae
Product: mitogen-activated protein kinase 15-like
Exons: 10
Coding region: 511-2391 (626 amino acids)
Biological process (GO): protein phosphorylation; intracellular signal transduction
Cellular component (GO): nucleus; cytoplasm
Molecular function (GO): MAP kinase activity; ATP binding
Source: RefSeq, a predicted model, not a curated record
CUCUCUCACGUCAGCCACCACCACCCACCGCCAGAUCUUCAAAUCUAUAAGGACCUCCCAUCUCUCUGUUCGGCCAUCGAUUCAGCAUUUCUCAGCUACUGAUUGUCAAAUUUCACUAGUUUCAAGCUUUGCUUCUAUCCAAAAUACUGAGGUGUUCACCUUCUUUGACUACACGCUGGCGGUGGCGUUUCACUUCUAGGUUUAGGGUUACCAGAAUUGGAUGAGUAAGGUGGUGGUGGUGGUGGUGUUGCCUUGCUUUGAUUCCAGAGAGAUUUCUAAGGGAGAUUGUGGUUUGGUGAUUCGUUGUUGCGGUAGGUGGGAUAAAUGUGGCUGAAUUAAUCUCCCCUUUCCGAAUUCCGGCAACCAUCGCUACUGCCCUUUCUUGUUUGUUGUUUUCAGUCUCCCUUUGAUUCUUUCUUCUAUUCUGUUAGUUUUUGGGGCUCUCUCGAUCUGUUUCCAGAAACAGUAAUCAGACCUUGUGGGAUCAAUCUCAAUUGUGGGACGAUAACGAUGCAACAAGAUCCGCGAAGAAAGAAUCCAAAAGAGGUCGAGUUCUUCACCGAGUAUGGUGAAUCAAAUCGAUACAAAAUCUUGGAGAUCAUAGGGAAGGGAAGUUAUGGAGUCGUUUGUUCAGCUGUUGAUACACACACCGGGGAGAAGGUUGCAAUCAAGAAAAUAACCGACAUUUUUGAACAUGCAUCGGAUGCUGUUCGUAUCUUGCGUGAAAUCAAAUUGCUAAGGCUUUUAAGGCAUCCUGAUAUUGUUGAAAUUAAGAGGAUCAUGUUGCCACCAUCAAGACGGGCAUUUAAAGAUAUUUUUGUAGUAUUUGAACUCAUGGAGUCCGAUCUUCACCAAGUCAUAAAGGCCAAUGAUGACUUGACACAUGAGCACCAUCGUUUUUUCCUCUAUCAGAUGCUACGAGCAUUGAAGUAUAUGCAUACGGCAAAUGUGUACCAUCGAGAUCUUAAACCGAAGAAUAUAUUGGCAAACGCCAAUUGCAAGCUCAAGAUAUGUGACUUUGGACUCGCAAGGGUGGCAUUUAAUGAUGCCCCGACAGCAGUUCUUUGGACGGAUUAUGUCGCAACAAGAUGGUACAGGGCUCCUGAGCUAUGUGGAUCUUUUUCUUCAAAGUAUACUCCUGCUAUUGAUAUAUGGAGCAUCGGUUGUAUCUUUGCUGAAGUAUUGACCGGAAGACCACUUUUCCCGGGAAAGAGUGUCGUUCAUCAGUUGGAACUUAUAACCGAUCUUCUCGGGACACCAUCAGCAGAUAUCAUUUCUGGAGUUCGUAAUGAUAAGGCAAGAAAAUACUUGAUGGAUAUGCGUAAAAAGCAACCCGUGCCAUUUUCGCAGAAAUUUGUGAAUGUAGAUCCUUUUGCACUCAGGCUAUUGCAGAGGUUGUUAGCAUUCGAUCCCAAGGAUCGGCCAACUGCUGAAGAGGCUUUAGCCGAUCCUUACUUCAAGGGAUUGGCUAAGCUGGAGAGGGAACCUUCUUGUCAGUCAAUCUCGAAGCUCGAGUUUGAGUUUGAAAGGCGUAGGGUGACCAAAGAGGAUAUUCGGGAACUAAUAUUUUGGGAGAUUCUGGAAUACCAUCCUCAACUGCUAAAAGAUCAUAUGGCUGGGAACGAAAGCACAAACUUUCUCUAUCCUAGUGCUAUCGGUCAAUUUCGUAGGCAGUUUGCAUAUCUAGAGGAAAACAGUGGGAAAAACGGGCCUGUUAUGCCUCCAGAACGGAAGCAUGUUUCUCUCCCAAGGUCUUCAGUCAAUUCAGGUAUGAUUGCUUCUAGACCGCAACAGAAUGUGGUUGCAUUUGACAAUAGACGAGUGAUGGAAACUGCGAUUAGUGGCGGUAGAGUAAUAGAUACGUCUGUAAAUGUUUACAAGGCGGCAGCGGCUGCUGCUGUUACUCGUCCACCCCCCAGGAUGCCCACAGCUAAGCAAGGAAGAAUUAUAGGGCCGGUUCUCCCGUACGAAGAAGUGUAUGAUCCAAGGGUGGUGGUGAAAAACGCAGUUGCACCUCCGGUGGCUCUUCCUCCACAAUAUGUAUAUAUGACCACCAAUGGCGGAGAUGAAGGAAAUAUUCACACAACGGAAGCCAGUAGGGAUUCAUCCUCAGUUCCACACCCGCACCCGCACCCACAAACAUACCCAUACCCACACCCGCACCCACAAGUGGUGGGGGCGGCAAAAUUGAGUGGGGGCAUAGUGAUUGACCUCAAUAGUAACAUGUAUUACAGCCAAACACAUGCACAUUCACAUGUGAAUCCACAUGGUAUGGCAAGCCAACAAUCUUCUAGUGAACGGAUAGCAAUCGCUCAAACUCAGUUCGGUCAUGUAGCAGGAGUUGCGGCUGCCGCCGCUGCUCAUACGGUUGUUCAGAUUGGACUGUCUUGAAAAGAAAAGAAGGGAUGUUUAAUUUGAAAUGGUGUUUAGUUGCUAGCUGUUGUCCUGUAAAUUGUGAACUCCUUUUUCUAGGGUUGAAAAAAAAGAAAAAAGUGUGAUCUUCAUUUCAC